AUAGCUACGUUCGAACGCCUUCUUCUUUACUUUUUGCGGGCGCACCCAAAUUGACGCGUCCCAGGCGGACCUUUAGUCAGGCGCACGAGGUCAUCGGAACCCAAAACCACUCAAGAACUCGUCACGUGACAUGUGGGGCCUACACCGGGCCCGUUACUAGGUGAUGGACGCCCGGUCACGGGUCAUCAGAAGAGGGGAAACAGACCGCGAUGGCGUCGUACGGAGCGUCGUCGUCGUCGGCGGCGGCGGAGAAUCCAUGGACACCGCCCUAUUGCUCGGUGGUGGCCGUAGACACGUCCGCCUUCUGCUACCGUGUCUGCUCCAUCUGCGAGCGGACCCUCUCCGAUACCGCCUCCAACUGCCCCGUCUGCAGCCGUCGGAUCCCCAACGCCGGCUCGAAGCACGUCUACCGCCUCCUCGUAUCGGUUGGCACGGUGGACAGGGUGAUGGUGGUGGUGUGCUUCGACAGGGUGGCGAGGGUGCUUAUGGGGUGCUCCGCGGACGACUGGACGGACUUCCUGGGGGCGCAUCCGUCGGCAAGGGAGAAGGUCGGGGAGCUGCUUCAGGGGGAGAUGCUGAGGAUGACGCUGAGCCGGUCGAGGAAGGGCAAUGCGGAGCACCUGCGGGUGGCGUCGGUGGUGCCGCUCCGCGCCGGGUUCCGCCCCGUCAUCGACAGGUUGAGGAGACUGUACGGGGUGGAGGCUGGGGCUCCGUCCAGCGGCCACCGCGGCUGUUGAACAAAACUCACUCUUGUAACUUGCAGUUUAAGCAUCUCAAUCUAAAGUUGUUUGGUGUG
Molecule: messenger RNA, 796 nt
Organism: Musa acuminata AAA Group (dessert banana)
Lineage: Eukaryota; Viridiplantae; Streptophyta; Magnoliopsida; Zingiberales; Musaceae
Exons: 2
Coding region: 210-737 (175 amino acids)
Source: RefSeq, a predicted model, not a curated record